Messenger RNA from Hymenoscyphus albidus, 1437 nucleotides. The record is from the annotation of a GenBank genome assembly. Lineage: Eukaryota; Fungi; Ascomycota; Leotiomycetes; Helotiales; Helotiaceae.
AUGAGCUCCAGAUUUUCUGCAGCGCGCCCAAAACGAGGCGGCGAGGCCUUCGCCCGCACCCAUCACGCCGAGGACCAAGACGGCCCCUCCAAGAAACCAAAGUUCGAUAUUCGCAAUCCCUCUGCCCUUGCAGCUGAUGCCCCCGAGGAGGAUGCAAUUCUGGAAGCAGAUGUCAUAGCCGUUUCAGGAGCAGGAACAAAGCGUGGCGCAGUCAAUAUUGACGGCUUCGACAGCGACUCCGAGAACGAAGGCUUUGAUGGCAGGGCGGAGGAGCGCGCGAGAGCGAGGAAGGGAAAGGGAGAAGUUAGCUUUGCAGAGGCACUAGAUGGCUACUCUAAAGAUGGGCAAAACAAAAAGAAUGGAGUCGACGAGGAUGAGGAUGAAGAUAUGUUUGCGGAUUUGGAAGAAGAUGACGGGGAUGGUGAGGAGGGAUUGAAUGCGAGGAAGAGGAAAAAAAAGGCAGUUAGAUUUUUGGAGGCAGACGAGAUUGAGGGCCAAGUCGAAAAUAGCAAAUCCGGUGGCCAUGUUUCUUCAAACUUUGCACUGGAUCCGAAUGGCAAGCUAUCUUCACACGCAAUGGAUGACCAGGAGAGCAGCGAUGACGAAGAUGAUGCAGCAUUAGCUGCAGAAGAAGAGGGUAUUGACGAAGAGGUGGGAGCUGGAGGCCUUAAAAGAAACGCCCCGAAAGUCGACGCAUUCAACAUGAAAGCAGAGCAGGAAGAGGGACGCUUCGAUGAUGCCGGAAAUUUUGUCCGCAAGGCACAGGACCCAGAAUCAAAACAUGAUUCCUGGCUGGAAGGCAUCAACAAGAAGGACAUGAAAAGAGCCGCUGAAGCUCACGAAAAGCGAGAGGCAGAAAGACGGCAAAAGCGACUGGAAGAUGAUGCCCUUCUCCUACCAGAUAUCCUACGAACACUUAUUUUGCAUCUUGAAAAAGGAGAAACGGUUCUAGAAGCUCUGGCACGCCUAGGCAAAUCUCAAACGAAAACGAAGAAAGUUCCCAAAUGGAAGCUCAAGAGGCAAAAGGGAAUUGAGGACGUCGUUGACACCGACGUCCCUGAAGACCCAGUGCAGACCAAAAUCAAAGAAGCCGUAAACUCAAUCACCGGAGCUGCCGACCAGCUUUUGACCAGAGGACAGACUGAGAUCUACGAGCAAGAACGUGAGAUGCUGAUUCGCCAGUACAAAAAAGAAACUGGUGAAGAUUGGGUGGAGCCUUCAGCCGGUGAUGAGGCUCGGAAUCUGGUUGAUGGCAUAAAGCCUGCCAUCAUAUGGGAGUAUAGGUGGACAGACGGGAGAGACGGAGACGUCAAACAAGGUCCUUAUGAUGGGGCUACUAUGGCAGCCUGGCAGGGUGCAGGAUAUUUUGGAGAAGGUGUUGAAUUUAGGAGAGUUGGUGAUGAAAAAGCUUGGAGUCGGGUUGUGAAAUUUGUAUGA